AAACAGCCACCACCUUCUCUUUAUUUCAUCCCUCCCUCUUACAGAUUUUGCACCCAAAGAUCGAUAGCCAUUGAAAUGGCACUCAGAAUGUGGGCUUCUUCCACUGCCAAUGCACUCCGAAUCUCCUGUGCCUCCAAACCUCACCUUUCCCUUGCAUUUUCCUUCUCCAGAUGCUUUUCCACUGUUUUGGAUGGGUUGAAAUAUUCCAGUUCACAUGAAUGGGUGAAGCAUGAUGGUUCUGUGGCUACCAUUGGCAUCACUGACCAUGCUCAGGACCAUCUUGGAGAAGUAGUGUUUGUGGAGCUGCCCGAGCCUGGUGGUUCAGCGACCCAAGGAAAAGGGUUCGGCGCCGUGGAAAGUGUUAAGGCAACCAGUGAUGUCAAUUCCCCGAUCUCCGGCGAAAUCGUCGAGGUUAACUCCAAGCUCUCUGAAGCUCCUGGCUUGAUCAAUUCGAGCUCCUAUGAAGAAGGAUGGAUGAUCAAGGUGAAGCCCAGCAGUCCAUCAGAACUAGAAUCAUUGAUGGGAUCAAAGGAAUACGCCAAAUUCUGCGAGGAAGAAGACGCUUCCCACUGAAAAUCCCUUUGUACCAUGUUUUCAGAUCGUGUCAACAGAUAUGAUUCUACAACUUUUAUGUUUAUUGAGCAUAACAUGUUCCCUUUCUAGUAAUAAAAUCUUUAUUCCACUUUAAUAGUACAAUGUUUUCA
Messenger RNA from Hibiscus syriacus, 704 nucleotides. Its product is annotated as glycine cleavage system H protein, mitochondrial-like. The record is from RefSeq and is a predicted model, not a curated record. The transcript is spliced from 4 exons. Gene Ontology annotation, cellular component: glycine cleavage complex; cytoplasm; mitochondrion. Lineage: Eukaryota; Viridiplantae; Streptophyta; Magnoliopsida; Malvales; Malvaceae. Gene Ontology annotation, biological process: glycine decarboxylation via glycine cleavage system; protein lipoylation. The coding region runs from base 76 to 573 and encodes 165 amino acids.